Messenger RNA from Alternaria alternata, 1530 nucleotides. RefSeq lists its product as hypothetical. The transcript has a single exon. The coding region runs from base 464 to 1210 and encodes 248 amino acids. Lineage: Eukaryota; Fungi; Ascomycota; Dothideomycetes; Pleosporales; Pleosporaceae. The record is from RefSeq and is a predicted model, not a curated record.
CGGGCACUUCUCAGCAAAGGCCGUGCGCUUCCCGCGUCAAAGUUUGGGUCAUGACGCUUGCCAUUGCCGGCCCACCACCAGAACUUCUUUCCAGCCAUCCUCAGGCCGAUCACGCGCCAUAAUCUUUACUCAGGCUUGCCAGCCCACCCCAUGCAGGAGUUCUCAUGUUCCGUGCCUGUGGAGUGGAUCUAGGUGCGCUGCUGCGUGUUCGCUUGUCCGCAUGCAGUUUGGAAUGUGCAUGCUAAAUAAAGCCAGACUCAGCCCUCGCGAGGGGAGCGGCUGAGUACUACCAUCGUAUUUGUCUUGCACGGUGCACCUCCUCUUCCCCACUUGUCGUUGUGAGACGGACAAGCCUAUUACUUUGAUUCAUACUCUCGUUUCGCCAUUGAAAUCAUAUUGGAGGAUUGCCAUUUACAGCCAGGACAUAAUAAGAAGAAUCGCAGGUGGGGUAAUACUGAAGACAAUGGCUCUCGAAUCACCACAGCCGCUUUCUAGAAAGAAGUCACUAUUCCGGCGCUUCUCAAGACGAGAUCGAGGCGACGCUCCUCCGUCGCCUUUUCUAAUGAACGAAGGCCUUCGUUCAUAUUCGCCCAGUUUACAGUCACCCAAUCCACAAUCGCCGAGAAGGUUACAGCGCCGUCCUUCACAUGCACCGUCCUACCUCCUUACACCACCGCCGUCGCCCGCAAACAAGAGCACUGUCAUAGCCAUCGAUGCGUCGAAACCGCAACAACCCAAGAUGGUUGCACAUAUCCAACGCAUCGAGCUACCAUCAAAUCGACACGUCCGCAGCGAAUUCACACCCCCACCAUCUCCAGAACCGCGGCGACGCGUACUUCCAAGUGCUUUACCAACCAUGCCGUUUCCUGGCAAGCCCCUCAUAACCUCAUGGAAUAUCUUCCUCCCACCCUCGCAAAUAUACUCAUUAUAUCUUGGGUAUGCACCAAAGGACAUGGAUGAUAAGUGGUAUAUAUACAGCGAGGGUCCUGAUCAGACAGGAAAACUGAAAGUCCAUUUCCACCGAAGUUGGACUGGACUGAAGGUGGCAGAACUGUUCGUGGUCAUGGAUACAAAGGGCGAGGGCGCUGGAAAGAUUGUAGGAAUCAAGUGGAACGGGGAUGAAGAAAUGAACUGGAUGAGCGAAGAGGAGGCGAAAUACAUGAUACGGACGGCCUGUAGGUGGCAAUUAGCCGUGGAUUUGGAGAAGUGAGCCCUUACGAUACGUGACGAGGCCGAGGUCGCGUUCGCGUUCACCGGCAAUUCGUCUCUCUCUUUUCUUUUUCUAUUCUUGACACGCAUUAGCCCACGGGUUCCUUUCGAUCCGUACCGUGUGGCGUCCUAUGAAUCGAUGUCCCAGCCGCGUCUAAUCUGAUUUCUAUACCCAUUGCUGGUAUAGAAGCUUCUAAUAUCAAACUUUUCUUUUCUUUCCCCCCACUGGCGCGCGCUUUGUAUACGUCGGUAGUUCUAGCGUAAAACAUCACUGCUACAACUAUGUCCAUGAUGAUUACCAACGCUCAUGUAAAAGAAAAA